Scaptodrosophila lebanonensis is the source of this 3260-nucleotide messenger RNA. RefSeq lists its product as uncharacterized. The transcript is spliced from 3 exons. Lineage: Eukaryota; Metazoa; Arthropoda; Insecta; Diptera; Drosophilidae. The record is from RefSeq and is a predicted model, not a curated record. Bases 1 to 735 code for a protein of 244 amino acids.
AUGUCCUGGCCCUGCCAGCAGCUAAUGCUGCUAUUGGUCGUCCUGCUGUUGAGUGAUGCGCAUGCUCGGAGCGUUGUGACGUCACCGUUUACAGGAACAAACACACUGCUCCUUGCUUUGGGGGAUGCUACCAAAGCGCUGCAAGCAGCGAAAGAAAACCUUGAAGACGCAUCGAUGCGACAGUAUCAGCAGAAGUCGCAGCCAGCAACCUCGACAAUUGUAGUUCAGGAUUGGAGUUUGGUGUGUAAAGAGCUCUGCGGAGCUGGCCUGAGCGUCACGCCCUCGCCUUGUGCGUCGGAAUGCGCCGGGCAAGUUGCACUGCCAGGGCCAACAUUGGCGCCAGCUCCUAGGGACAACGCUGCAAUCCUGAGCCCAGAGUUUGGGUUGGCUAUAUGCGAGAACUUGUGUAAACUGAAAUUGGGUGGUGUUCAGUGCACCUGCAAUGUCUCCGAGGCGCCUCCACCGCCGACCACAUUGCAGGCGACGAACGAUGUGCUCUAUUACCAAACCCAUACCAGUUUCAGUCCGCAGCAGCUGUCGCAUGUUAUUGAAGCCGGUUUAAGCCAGAAUGUAGCUGCACAUGGUUCCGAAUUGAGGACCGUGAGCGCCCAGCCAUCAAGCGAUGUGGACCCAACCGCGUCCGAUCCCGACUGGAACGAAAUGUGCAAGGUGCUCUGCUCAACUGGUGAUGGCGGGUCUUUGUGCAACUGUGAUUUAACGCCAUUUAUCUCCUGAAGGGAAGACGACGCAUGGAGAGCGCUUAAAUCACAAAAACAUUGUUAAAAACAUAUUGAUUUGUUCUUUGUUCUUGUUCAGAAGAGUAUUUAAUUUACAAUAUGGUUUUGGGGCUGCAACCAACAGCCUUUUAUCUUUAUUUUGUGUUGUGUUUAUGCUAGUGUUGGCUUUAAAAUCUAUUGUUGUUACAAAUGAAAGUAUUUAGUUGAAUUGUAUAAAAACAAAAACAAAAACCUAAAUGGAAAACUAUAAAUAUAAUUAGAGACGCGGCCAUUGCCGCUAAGAGAGCGAAAAACAAAAAACAAACAAAAUUCCCUAUGCGAAUCAAUUAAUUUGUAAUUAAUUUCAAUUAAAUGGUAAAGACAAGCAAAUAAUAGAUACUACUAUUAAAGAUAGUGAAGGCAACUAUAUAAGCAACAAAAAGUAAAUACAUACUAUAUAUGUGCAUUGCAUAAUGCAAGAAAAACAAAAUAGUUUCGAAACUGUUCAAAACACAAAUUUAGUUCCAAUUACAAAAGUCGAGUCAACAAAAUCACAAAAGGGCUUCCAGUGCGGCACCAAGGUCCCCAGCAAAGCGCUCAGGAUUAGGUGCUGGCACAACUACAAACCUAAGGAUUAGUUGAAGAAUGAAAGAUGGCAGUAGAAGUAUUUCAAAAACAAAAAACAAAAAAAAAAACAACCAAAAAUAUCAAAAAAUACACACAUAUCGUCGUGAACAAUUAUUUACACGCUUCUAUACUUAAUACGUAUAUCACUUUUGUUCAAUUAAUGGAAUCAGCAUAUCAAUUCAACAAAAGGAAGAAGCAAACUUAAUCAACAUUUUAAAAUAUUUACAAAACCCCUUUUCGUUUAAAAACUAUUUGUUCUGCUUGAAAAUCAAAAUACGUUUCCAUUGUUCGCCAAACAAAAAAAAAAAUCAAAAAAUUAAAAGUAUAAAAAAAUCAAAUAACAGUAUCAAUUAAAGUGUCACAAUUAUAUACAUAUAUUUAAUGAUACUAAUAAUAUUGUUAACCAAGAGUUUAGUGUUGGUUAAAAAACAUAAACGUACAUACCAACAAAAUAUAUAUGCAUACAUAUAAAUACAUAUAUAUACAUAUAUAUGAAAAUAACAAUUAUACAUAUAACGAAAUGAGUUGCGAUUGCAAAUCACAAACGACUCAUUGAAGAAAUACCCAAGAAUGAGGAGAACACUCGACGUUUUGAGAAACCGCAGCUAAAUAGGCGUAUUUUAAAGUAUUUUCUGAACAACUAUCUCAAUGUGCGUAUUUCGAAGAAGAAGAUGAUGAACAACAACAACAAUAAUAUGUAUUAUUAUUAUUAACAACAGCAUACUAAAAAGUGUUUGGAAGACAUUUUUUCGUAUUCAUGAAAUGGAAGACUAUUUCAGCAAACAACAACAAGCAUUUUGGAAGACAUGCGUUAAUUGCAAAUAUAACAUCACUUGCAACUAGUUUCUUAAGAGCUUAAGCUAUUAUCAUUUCAAUUGUUUGUUACCUUAUCAACAACAACAACAACAAAAAAUUACAUUAUUCUUUCGAAGCACACGUUGUUGUGUCAAACGCGACGCUGUGACUGACAAUAAUUGAACACAAAAUAAUGCAUUGAACAAACAAAGCAAAAGCAAAAACAACAAAAAAAAAUAUAAAAUUAAAAAAAAAUCAACUAUACAUAAAGUGAAAUCAUCUUUAAUGUUUUAUGUGUGUAAAGUUAUCAUACGUAUUAUAAUGUUAGCCAACCUUAAUAAUCCAGCACCUACUAUAUAAAUGUUUGUAAUUGCACCAAAAAAAAGAAAACAAAAAAACCAAAAUGGAAAGUUAAAGCUAGCACUUAUUCAGAGCACAUUCAUUGAGAAUCUAAAUAUAUAUAUAUGGCUUCAAUAUAUGUACUUAUAUAAAUGUGUAGUUGCGUUAUUAUAUACAUACAUAUAGGUAAUUACUACACCUAUGCAAAACAUACCCAAUUCACUUGACAUUUAUGUAUAUGUAUAUGUGUUAAGCAGUUGAGAUGGCGUUGUCCAACGUCUAUGCAUAAAACAACAGCAGCAGCAAAAACGAAAAAAAAAAAAACAAAUAUAACUCUAUUAUUAUCGCAGCAUAAUUAAUGCUUAACAUUAAUAUAACAUUAUUAAUAAUAAUAAUAAUAAUAAUAUGUAACAUCAUCAUCAAUUACAAAUAACAAAACGGUUACGGUAAUAACCGUUUCGUAUUUGAGAACAUUUUUGGUUUUCUCUUCUCGGUACAGUAAAUGCCAACAUUGCCGAAGAAGAACAUUUUGACAGCAACAACAACACAAUGGUAGCGAAAAUGAGCAGUGAAAAUAAUAUCAAGAGGAAGCAUAAUUAUAUAAUAAACAUUAUCUAACUAAUAAUAAACUAUGUAAUCGUAAAGAGAAAUUUAAAGACAAUUCCCAUAAAUGCAUACUAAUAAUACAUACUACAUAGCAAAAUAAAACCAAAAAACAAAACCCAUAAUACAGCAAAAAUAUAUUAUGUGUUAAAUGUUGUAAAGCCCCUCUAAAAAACAAAA